GGCGGCUGUCGGCCGGGGUGGUUGGUAGAGUUGGCUCACACGUUUUGCUAGGAGCGCUGUCGUUGGAGCUGCCACCAUGAGGUUAAAUCAGAACAUCUUGCUGUUGGGGAAGAAGGUGGUGCUGGUACCCUACACCGCAGAGCAUGUGCCUAGGUACCACGAGUGGAUGAAAUCAGAGGAGCUGCAGCGUUUGACAGCCUCCGAGCCUCUGACCCUGGAACAAGAAUAUGCCAUGCAGCGCAGCUGGCGGGAAGAUGCAGACAAGUGUACCUUCAUUGUGCUGGAUGCAGAGAGGUGGCAGGCCCAGCCAGAUACCACUGAAGAGAGCUGCAUGGCGGGAGAUGUGAACCUCUUCCUCACAGACCUAGGGGACCCCUCCUUGGGGGAGGUUGAGGUCAUGAUUGCAGAGCCCAGCUGCAGGGGAAGGGGCUUCGGCACCGAGGCUGUGCUCAUGAUGAUGUCCUAUGGAGUGACCAAGCUCGGUCUAACCAAGUUUGAGGCAAAAAUCGGGCAAGAAAAUGAGCCAAGCCUCCGGAUGUUCCAAAAACUUCACUUUGAGCAGGUGGCAGUGAGCAGCGUCUUCCAGGAGGUGACACUCAGACUGAUGAUGAGUGAGCCGGAGCGGCAGUGGCUGCUGGAACAGACCAGCCACGUGGAAGAGAAGCCCUAUGGAGCGCGGUCCUAGCAGCCCCGGGGACAGAGCCCUGCAGCAGGGGGUGAGCGCACCAGGCCUUGGGGGCAGAGGGCUCCCAGCGCCUCUCCAGGCUGGGAGUCAGCUUCGGGGCCCUGCAGACUGGGCCGGACUUGUCUUGGCCUCCCUCAGGCCGGCAGUGUGACUGAGCGACUGCAGGGGUCCCCUCCUCCUGGCCAGGCUUGGACUCAGAUUCUCGGAGACUGGAGUAGAUGGCACGAGCCCAUGGGAGGAGCAGGGCGGAGGUAGAGCCGGAGAAAAGCGGAGCCUGGUGAACUGGGCCCCCCCCGAAAGGCCAAGGGUGCCACUCAGGAGGCCAAGAAUAAAGCACACUGAACGGACA
Messenger RNA from Artibeus jamaicensis (Jamaican fruit-eating bat), 1034 nucleotides. RefSeq names its product N-acetyltransferase 9 (putative) (gene NAT9). Gene Ontology annotation, molecular function: N-acetyltransferase activity. The transcript has 7 exons. Gene Ontology annotation, biological process: protein acetylation. NCBI's taxonomy places the organism in Eukaryota, Metazoa, Chordata, Mammalia, Chiroptera, Phyllostomidae. The coding region runs from base 77 to 685 and encodes 202 amino acids. The record is from RefSeq and is a predicted model, not a curated record.